This is a messenger RNA of Suillus fuscotomentosus, 1780 nucleotides long. Its product is annotated as ketopantoate reductase PanE/ApbA C terminal-domain-containing protein. NCBI's taxonomy places the organism in Eukaryota, Fungi, Basidiomycota, Agaricomycetes, Boletales, Suillaceae. The coding region runs from base 254 to 1537 and encodes 427 amino acids. The transcript has 3 exons. Gene Ontology annotation, biological process: pantothenate biosynthetic process. Gene Ontology annotation, cellular component: cytoplasm; mitochondrion. The record is from RefSeq and is a predicted model, not a curated record. Gene Ontology annotation, molecular function: NADP binding; 2-dehydropantoate 2-reductase activity.
UCACGAUCGUGAGCGCCAAAGGCCAGUCGGGCCGCUGUUGCGACUGGCUCCAGUACUAGUACGGCACGUGAACUCGCGAGAAUAAAACUGGGGUUUCCCCGACAUUUAUCCUGUCAACGUGGCAGGCGACGACGACGACGAAAACCGUUCUCUUCAAACCAACCACACAUGUGUGUGACUCAUUGAGUACAAUAAUUUGUCGUGUAGGAGCUGUUCACACCGUGACCACGAACUUCUUCUCCCGUCGACGUGAAUGUCCAGCUUGGCACCUGAGGAAUCGAAUAGUACCAGUGACAUGCGUUUCUACGUCCUCGGGCUCGGGCCCAUCGGCUGCCUCCUCGCACACAACUUGCGAUCAGUUCUUCCACGCACGCACCCAGUCACUCUCAUCCAAAAGACUGCCAAGCAGGCGUGGACACCGCAGAAUGCAGCUGCAAAAAUAACAAUUGAAAAUCAAGGAAUCCGGCAGUCCACAGACGGUUUCGAUAUCGAGGUGUUCGACAAGCAUAGCGGAGCAGGUGGUGGAGUGCGCUUCAACCCCAAGCUUUCAAAGGAACAGAGUGCCGGGUUCACCCCCAGCCAUGAAGAUUUACGCACAGAACCCAUCGAAACAUUAUUCAUAACCACCAAAGCACAUAGCACUGCGCCUGCACUGUCACGUCUAGCUCCACGCCUCACCUCUGGUAGUACCAUCGUGCUCUUACAAAAUGGCAUGGGAUUAUAUGAAGACCUCGUCGAGCGAAUAUUCCGCAACCCGGAAAGCAGACCGCACUUUAUCUUGGCAUCAAAUACCCACGGGGCGUGGCUCAAGUCAGCCUUCCAUGUAGUUCACGCGGGAAUCGGAGACAUCACAUUUGGGAUCGUCCCGGAUAGCCGCAAGCGCGAUUUUGAAGCAACCAUGGCAGAUGAAAGCAAGCCGGUGUAUGAGAGAUCACUCAGUUUGGACGACAUCACACGUCCGGAUGAUCCUUCAUUCGACCAGUACCGCAGCCUACGACACACAGUAGCCGUACUACAAUCUCUCGAUGCUCUUGGGUGCAAAUGGAGUCCUAUUGCAGACGUCCAACUCGCGAUGCGCAGGAAACUCGUCGUGAACGCCAUCGUGAAUCCGCUGACGGCCGUUCUAGGCUGCCGGAAUGGCGGUCUAUUCAAGGACGACUCGUCACAGAAUAUGAUGCGCAGCGUCUGCGAAGAAGCCGCUACUGCUUUCCGUGCACAGAUUGAAGCGGACACGCAAUCAUGGCUCGAUUCUCUACCUCCCAGCGUGGAUAAGAGCCAGGUGCCGGUAGGGCGUGUCCCAAAAGAACUGGGAGCAGAUGCUCUUGAACGCGAAGUCCUGCGCGUAACACACGUAACAAGAGGCAACAUGUCAUCUAUGCUCUCCGACGUCAGGAAGAACAACCCAACGGAAAUCGACUUCCUAAACGGCUACUUAGUCAGGCUAGGGGAACAAUAUAAUAUUCCUAUGCCAGUCAAUAGGGCCCUUGUUCAAUUGGUCAAGAUGCGGUGCUCGAUACCCAUCGAUCAGACGUUUUAGACUCGAGUAUUUUGAGUUGAGUCAUUUGUGUAUAUACCCAGCCGACGGUGGACAAGGGUCCCCGACAAGCUAUCAAGUCGGUACAAACGCUGCAUCGCCAGACAGUUUGACGGCUCCGACCUACCGUGGCAUCCGAGGAUAGAAGUCCCUACAAUCAAGAUAUUCUCAUUGAUCAAGGCAUGUCAAUCACGUCUGGACUCGGUACGAUGUGUGUAUUAUAAAUGACUGGUACAUGAGGCGUGU